AUUUUCUAUUAUAAAUGGAAUGAAUGUUCCUUGUAAUGACGAAUCUGCCACUGACAUUUGAACUCUUCAAACAUAAAAAAAAACGAACUUAAACAAAAUCUCAAGCUGACGGGUGAGAUUUUGUGGAACGGCCAUGUCCAACCUUAACCAUCAGCAAUGUGCUCAGGAUAAUUUCUGCAGCGUGGAAAAUAUAAAUAAGCGACAUGAGGGCAGUCUUAAAUUUCUCACAACUCAGGCAAAUAUCUUAGAUGAAACUAUUCUUGAUUUGCAAGUGAGCCUUGGAAAGUAUCAUUCGUCAAAUGGAGCUGGAACAAGUGAAACUGGUACAUCUUGCACUGAAGAAGAAACAAGGGAAAAUAUACUAAAGAUAGAAAACUCUGCAGCUGGUUUAUUGUGCUGGCUAAAUUCUCAUCAUGCGACUCAAGGUUUAGAUUUGGGAUUUACCAAGGAUGUCUUGGGUAUUGUUGCUACUCUUGCCAGAGUUGAAGAUGAUAAUCUUAGCAGGCUUAUGUCAGAGUAUUUAGGAAUGGAGACCAUGCUAGCUAUUGUUUGUAGAACAUAUGAAGGCGUUAAGGCGUUGGAGAAGUACGAUGAGGAAGGCAAUAUAAAGAGCGACUCGAAGACUUGUCUACAUGGGGCUGAAUCUUCUGUGGGAAAGAAAAUAAAUGGUCGUUUUCUUGUCAUAUGUCUUGAAGAUUUGAGGCAAUAUGCUGGUGAUUUUGUAGCUGAUGACCCACAGAAGAAACUUGAUAUCCAGAAGCCAAAAUUACCAAAUGGGAAUUGCCCAGAUGGGUUUAUUGACUAUGCAGUGAACUUGGUUAAUUUGGAAAGUAGAAACCUUUCUUUCGUCACAACCAAUGGACAAGGUCUCAGGGAGACACUCUUCUACUGCCUCUUAUCUCGCCUGCAAAUCUACAAAACUAGAGCUGAGAUGUUACAGGCUUUCUCAUGCAUAACUGAUGGAGCCUUGUCUUUAGAUGGUGGGAUGAUCAAAAAGUCAGGUGCAUUUGCCCUCGGAAGUCGUAAGGAUGUAGAGGUGAAGUUUCCUUUAGCAUCUGGAAAAACGGAUGUACCUGCAGAAUACUUUGAAUGUGAAGAUAGACUCAGAAAGAUGAAAUGGGAACGAGCAAAUAUUGCUGCGGAUAUGAGGAGAGUACAAGAGUUAAUGAACUAUACAAAAGCCAACUGUAUAGGGCAAGAAUGAUUUUGUGACAGAACAUUGGGAAUCAAGCAAUGUAAUUCCAAUCAUCUUUUUUUCUGAAGAAGGUUUUACUUUUAACAUAUCUGAUGUAAGUUUGUUGCUUUGACAAAUCCAUGUCUGCACUCUAUAUUCGAUGUAUUAUCUUAACGCAAAGAGUCGUAUUUCAAUGACAAGGUACAGAUGGAAUUAAUUGCAUUAUCUUACAUAACAA
Molecule: messenger RNA, 1412 nt
Organism: Humulus lupulus (European hop)
Lineage: Eukaryota; Viridiplantae; Streptophyta; Magnoliopsida; Rosales; Cannabaceae
Product: protein DEFECTIVE IN MERISTEM SILENCING 3-like
Exons: 6
Coding region: 134-1204 (356 amino acids)
Source: RefSeq, a predicted model, not a curated record